Molecule: messenger RNA, 769 nt
Organism: Carica papaya (papaya)
Lineage: Eukaryota; Viridiplantae; Streptophyta; Magnoliopsida; Brassicales; Caricaceae
Product: large ribosomal subunit protein eL31
Biological process (GO): cytoplasmic translation
Cellular component (GO): cytosolic large ribosomal subunit; ribosome
Molecular function (GO): structural constituent of ribosome
Source: RefSeq, a predicted model, not a curated record
CCAAGUCGUGCCAAAGGAAAAAAAAAAAACCCCUAUCAACUUUUUCUUUCUUGAACCUUAAUUAGACCAACCAUUUUACCCCUUCGCACCGCAUCAUAAAACCCUAGAGAACUUUCAUCUUCUUCCCUCAUCCUGCUACGGUGGUAGCUGCAAGGGUAUAAUUGAAGAGGCAGACUGAUUAUGAAAAUGGUGGACAGGGCAAAGGGAAGAAAGGAAGAAGUGGUUACCCGGGAGUACACAAUCAACCUCCACAAGAGACUGCAUGGAUGUACGUUCAAGAAGAAGGCUCCUAAGGCCAUCAAGGAGAUAAAAAAGUUUGCACAAAAAGCUAUGGGGACAAAUGACGUCAGAGUGGAUGUCAAGUUGAACAAACAUAUCUGGAGCAGAGGGAUCCGAAGUGUGCCUAGGAGGAUUCGGGUUCGGAUUGCUCGAAGAAGAAAUGAUGAUGAAGAUUCCAAGGAAGAGCUUUACUCUCUUGUCACAGUUUCAGAGAUUCCACCAUAAGGAUUGAAAGGGUCUAGGGACCAAGGGCAUUGAAGAACAUGAGUGAUCUAUAACUGUUAAACUGAUCCUGUACUUCAUAUCCAAGAAACAAGUUUGAAUUAUAGUUUUGGUGAGAGUUCUAUGGAAAACCUUUUACUUAAUUUAUCACGUUUUGGCAUUUUCGUUCUUGUUGUAGUGAACUGCUGUUUUUGGGACCUUUCCCCUGUCAUGACUUAUUUUGACAAGGAUGAAUGGCAUUUUGUUUUCUGCUGCACAAUGCUGGUUA